Molecule: messenger RNA, 1980 nt
Organism: Lactuca saligna
Lineage: Eukaryota; Viridiplantae; Streptophyta; Magnoliopsida; Asterales; Asteraceae
Source: the annotation of a GenBank genome assembly
AUGACGACGCUAGCAACGUUGGAACUGAGGGGUAAAUCCUUUUCUAGAGAUAGAGAGAGGCCAACGGAUCAGAUGUUAGAGCAUCUUCAUGAGGAUAUGGCAACAAUACCAAUACAAUCACAUAUAAGGUCUUCUUUAAGAUUGAAGUCCGUUCGAAUCUCUACUAUCCAAGCCAAUGGAGAUUGGAGAUUUCAAGGGUCGAGCGCGAAAUACCUUAAUAUAUUAGCAAAUAUCUACUCCGAAAUAAUGUUCGCACAAGUGAUGAAAGGUGAACGAGGGUUCGAUCAAACGGCAACGUGGUCCAUUGCCGUUGUUUGUGCAAUCAUUGUCAUAGUUUCAAUUGGGUUGGAGCAUGUUCUUCAUAGCGUACAUCAUCUUUUUAAAAAACGAAAAAAAGCAGGGUUGUUGGAAGCACUUGACAAGAUUAAAAAUGAGCUUAUGGUACUUGGGUUUAUUUCGUUGCUUCUGGUGUUUUGCCAGAACUAUAUUGCAUCGAUUUGUAUUUCAAAGAAGCUUACGAAGGAUUUCUUGCCAUGCAAGAAAGAAGAUUAUGCUAAAGAAGAUGGAGAAGGUGGUUAUGAUGAGGAAGCUAAGAGGAGAUUAUUGUGGUAUGAACAAAGAAGGUUGGGAGGAGGUGCUCCCGUAGAAUGCAAAGAGGGAUAUGAGGAGAUUAUAUCAGUUGCUGGAUUGCAUCAAUUGCAUAUCUUUAUAUUCUUCUUGGCCGUGUUUCAUGUAAUUUAUAGUGCCUUCACAAUGAUUUUUGGAAGAGCAAAGACACGUAAGUGGAAGUUAUGGGAAAAGGAGAUUUUGGAGGAACUUGUACCCCAUGACGCAGAUCCAUCAAAGUAUAAGCUUACCAAGGAAUUAUCUUUUGUGAAACAUCACACUGGUUCUUUUACGAGUACUCCGGCAAUGUUUUACCUUGUUUGCUUCUUUCGGCAAUUUUUUACAUCAGUUCGUAGAUCAGAUUACUUGGCCAUGCGCCAUGCUUUUUUCUCUGUUCAUUUGUCUCCUGGGAGUCACUUCAACUUUCAAAAAUAUAUAAAGAGGUCGUUAGAAGACGACUUUAAAGUAAUUGUAGGAAUCAGCCCGAUAUUAUGGGCUACUGCAGUGCUUUUCCUUUUUGCAAAUGUUGAUGGAGCUCGUGCUAUGACUUAUCUCUCUUUGUUUCCUGUAAUUAUUCUGUUAGCGGUUGGAACAAAGCUUCAAGCAAUUGUAACACAAAUGGCGGUUGAAAUUCAAGAACGACAAUCGGUGACACAAGGGAUACCCGUUGUGGAACUCUCUGACAGACACUUUUGGUUUAGUCAACCUAGACUUAUUCUAUACCUUAUUCAACUCACCCUCUUUCAGAAUUCAUUUGAGCUAACACAUUUCUUUUGGAUAUGGUAUGAAUUUGGCCUUGAUAGUUGCUUUUACGAAAAUCCUUUUCUUCAAUAUGGUAGAGUCGUUAUAGGAGUUCUCGUGCAAGGCUUAUGCAGUUACAGCAUACUUCCACUCUAUGCCCUUGUAACUCAGAUGGGUUCAACAAUGAAGAGGUCUAUUUUCGAUGAUCACACAUCGAAACAUCUAAUGAAUUGGCAUGAGCAUAUUAAAAAGAAGGACAAAGGACACGGGAAAUCAAAGAGUACAAGCGAACCACCAAUAGAUGCUCAAGUCAAAGUCAAACCAAGUGACAUAGGAAAGUCAACAACUCCAAGACAAUCUGCCAACAUUGUUGCAAGUGUUGACAUACCCGAUGAUAAAACCUAAUAAUUGUUACAAAAAUGUUGGUAAUUUAUUUGUUUUACAAACACACAAAAUGUGGAUUUUGAAUUAUGAAGGAGUUAUAUACACAGGUUGUUUCAAGUCUUGUAUUUCGCUUAUGUAGUAUAGUUACAUGUUAUUAAGUAAAAUUAAUAUUGUAGUGACUCUUAUAUUGUAUAAUAAAAGUGUAUAUCGUUUGAAUUCGUCGUUUUGUAAUAUAAAAUCUGUCUAGCC